AUGGACGACCAAGUUGUUAAGACAGCAGAAACCCUUGUUAUGAAUCUAAUUCAUCACGAGAUAGUCACUGUUGAAAAACUUAAGAAGCUUAACAACAAGACUGUGGUAUUUGAACGCGUUAACUACUCCGGAAUAGAUAUAGUUCCAUUGAUUAAAUAUCAUAUUGAAACAAAGAAAGCUACAGGAACAACUUUUAUGAUCUUAACGGGUGACGAAAUUCUCAUCAGUCAGAUAUUACUCAACUUUAAACUUGCGUUUGGUGAAUACAGAAGUGCUUUGGAUGAUGUUAAUGAGAGGUUUAUUCCUGGAUCCUCUAAGUUCUCCAUCCCAAUCAACAACGAGUCUAGAAUCCAAGUGUAUGCAAUCGAGGCAUCACAAGAUGGUUUUUAUAAAAUAAUAGUGAGACCAGUGUCAGAAGUCUCUAGAUUAUGA
This is a messenger RNA of Caenorhabditis remanei, 432 nucleotides long. RefSeq lists its product as uncharacterized. The record is from RefSeq and is a predicted model, not a curated record. Lineage: Eukaryota; Metazoa; Nematoda; Chromadorea; Rhabditida; Rhabditidae. Bases 1 to 432 code for a protein of 143 amino acids. The transcript has 2 exons.